Molecule: messenger RNA, 5322 nt
Organism: Condylura cristata (star-nosed mole)
Lineage: Eukaryota; Metazoa; Chordata; Mammalia; Eulipotyphla; Talpidae
Gene: STRC
Product: stereocilin
Exons: 29
Coding region: 1-5322 (1773 amino acids)
Biological process (GO): cell-matrix adhesion
Cellular component (GO): cell surface; kinocilium; stereocilium tip
Source: RefSeq, a predicted model, not a curated record
AUGGCUCUGAGCCUCUGGCCCCUGCUGCUGCUGCUGCUGCUGCUGCUAUCUUUUUCUCUCCUUACAGUGAUGCUGGCCCCUACUGGGCCUCAGUCCUUGGACCCUGGUCUCUCCUCUCUGAAGUCAUUACUCUCCACUCUGCACCAGGUUCCCCAGGGCUCACUCAGCCAUUCACGGUUCUCUGCAUUCCUGGUCAACAUUUCUUCUUCCUUUGAGCCUGGGAGAAUGGGGGAGGAACCAGUGGGAGAGCCCCCACCUCUCCAGCCCCCUGCCCUCCGACUUCAUGAUUUCCUAGUAACACUGAGAGGCAGCCCAGACUGGGAGCCAAUGCUAGGUCUGCUAGGGGAUGUGUUGGCCCUGCUGGGACAGGAGCAGACUCCCAGGGACUUCCUAGGGCACCAGGCAGGUGUGCUGGGUGGACUCGCAGAGGUGCUUCUGGGAGCCUUAGUUCCAGGGGGACCUCCUACCCCUACCCGGCCCCCCUGCUCCCGAGAUGGGCCCCCUGAUUGCAUCUUGGUGGCUGACUGGCUGCCUUCUCUGCUUCUGUUAUUAGAGGGCACUCGCUGGCAGGCCCUUGUACAGGUGCAGCCCAGUUUGGACCUCACCAAUGUCACAGACUUUGAAGGCAGGGAGCCAGCUCCCCACCUUUUGCAGGGUCUGUUGGGCUUGCUCACACCAACAGGGGAGCUGAGCUCUGAAGAGGCUCUGUGGGGAGGUCUGCUGCGCACAGUGGGGGCCCCGCUUUAUGCUGCCUUCCAGGAGGGGCUGCUCCGAGUCACUCAUUCCCUUCAGGAUGAGGUCUUUUCCAUCCUGGGACAACCAGAGCCUGAUGCUAAUGGGCAGUGCCAGGGAGGAAACCUUCAGCAGCUGCUCUUAUGGGGUGUCCGGCACAACCUUUCCUGGGAUGUCCAUGCGCUGGGCUUUCUGUCUGGAUCGCCACCCCCACCUCCUGCCCUUCUCCACUGCCUGAGCAUGGGUGUGCCUCUGCCCAGGGCUUCCCAGUCCUCAGCUCACAUCAGCCCUCGCCAACGGCGAGCCAUCUCUGUGGAGGCCCUCUGCGAGAAUCACUCAGGCCCAGCACCACCCUACAGCAUUUCCAACUUCUCCAUCCACUUGCUCUGCCAGCUCACCAAGCCUGCCACCCCACAGCCCCCUCCCAGCACCGGUGCCGUCUGUCAGACAGCUGUGUGGUACGCUAUGUCAUGGGCACCAGGUGCCCAAAGCUGGCUAAAAGCUUGCCAUGACCAGUUUCCUGAUCAGUUCCUGGAAGCCAUUUGUAGCAACCUCUCCUUUGCAGCACUGUCUGGCCCCAACCGCCGCCUGGUAAAGCGGCUCUGUGCUGGCCUGCUUCCACCUCCAACCAACUGCCCUGAAGGUUUGCCCCCUGUUCCCCUCACCCCAGAGAUCUUCUGGGGCUGCUUCUUGGAGAAUGCGACUCUGUGGACUGAGCGGCUGUGUGGGGAGGCGAGUCUGCAGGCCGUCCCCCCUCGCAAUCAGGCCUGGGUUCAGCAUGUGUGCCAGGGCCCCACCCCAGAUGUCACUGCCUCCCCACCCUGCCACCUUGGACCCUGUGGGGAGCGCUGCCCAGAUGGGGGCAGCUUCCUGAUGAUGGUCUGUGCCAAUGAUACCAUGUAUGAGGCCCUGGUGCCCUUCUGGCCUUGGCUGGCAGGCCAGUGCAGGAUAAGUCGUGGGGGCAAUGACACUUGCUUCCUAGAGGGGUUACUGGGCCCUCUUUUGCCCUCUUUGCCACCACUGGGACCGUCCCCACUCUGCCUGGCCCCGGGUCCCUUCCUGCUUGGCUUGCUGUCCCAAUUGCCACGCUGUCAGUCUGCUGUGCCAGCUCUUGCCCACCCCACACGCCUACACUAUCUCUUACGCCUGCUGACUUUCCUCCUGGGACCAGGGGCUGGAGGGACUGAGGCCCAAGGGAUGCUGGGGCAGGCCCUGCUACUAUCCAGCCUCCCGGACAACUGCUCCUUCUGGGAUGCCUUCCGCCCAGAGGGCCGUCGCAGCGUGCUGCGGACAGUCGGGGAGUACCUGGAACAGGAGGAGCUGCCGAACCCAUUGGACUUUGAGUCCUCUACCAGCCACAGUUCUGGUAUAAGCAAGAUGGAAUUGCUGGCCUGCUUCAGUCCUGUGCUGUGGGACCUGCUCCAGAGGGAGAAGAGUGUUUGGGCCCUGCAGAUUCUAAUGCAGGCAUACUUACACAUGCCCCCCGAGAAUCUCCAGCAGCUGGUGCUUUCAGCAGAGAGGGAGGCUGCUCAGGGCUUCUUGACGCUCAUGCACCGUUCCUGGGCCCAGUUGCAGGUACCGCCAUCGGAAGAGCAGGCCCUGGGUCGACUGACAGCCUUGCUGCUCCAGCGGUACCCGCGCCUCACCUCCCAGCUCUUCAUUGACAUGUCACCACUCAUCCCCUUCUUGGCUGUUUCUGACCUGAUGCGCUUCCCACCGUCCCUGUUGGCCAAUGACAGUGUCCUGGCUGCCAUCCGGGAUUACAGUCCAGGAAUGAGGCCUGAGCAGAAGGAGGCUCUGGCAAGGCGACUGCUUGCCCCAGAGCUGUUUGGGGAAGUGCCUGCCUGGCCUCAAGAGCUGCUGUGGGCAGUGUUCCCCCUGCUCCCCCAUCUCCCACUGGAGAACUUUUUGCAGCUCAGCCCUCACCAGAUCCAGGCCCUGGAGGAUAGCUGGCCAGCGGCAGGUCUUGGUCCAGGGCAUGCCCGGCAUGUAUUACGCAGCCUGGUGAACCAAAGUGUCCAGGAUGGAGAAGAGCAGGUGCGCAGGCUGGGGCCCCUUGCCUGUUUCCUAAGCCCUGAGGAGCUGCAGAGCCUGGUGCCCUUGAAUGAUCCAAUGGGCCCAGUGGAACAGGGCCUGCUGGAAUGUGCAGCCAAUGGGACUCUCAGCCCACAAGGACGGGUGGCAUAUGAACUUCUGGGUGUUUUGCGCUCAUCUGGAGGAGCUGUGCUGAGCCCCCGGGAGCUCAGGGUCUGGGCCCCUCUUUUCCCACAGCUCGGCCUUCGUUUCCUGCAGGAGCUAUCUGAGUCCCAGCUUAGAGCCAUGCUUCCUGCCCUGCAGGGAACCAGUGUCACACCUGCCCAGGCUGUCCUACUGCUUGGACGACUCCUCCCCAGGCGUGACCUGUCCCUGGAGGAACUCUGCUCCUUGCAUCCUCUGCUGCCAGGUCUCAGCUCCCAGACACUGCAGGCCAUCCCCAGGAGAGUUCUGAUUGGAGCCUGUUCCUGCCUGGCUCCUGAACUGUCACGCCUCUCAGCCUGCCAGACGGCGGCGCUGCUGCAAGCCUUUCGGGUGAAAGAUGGAGUUAAAAAUACAGGUACAACAGGUGCCAGUGCAGCUGUGUGUAUCCCUGGUCAGCCCAUGCCCACCACCUGGCCAGACUGCCUGCUUCCCCUGCUCCCAUUAAAGCUGCUACAACUGGACUCUGCAGCUCUUCUCGCUGACCGAAGGCGCUACCGGGAGCUACCAUGGUCUGAGCAGCAAGCACAAUUUCUCUGGAAGAAGAUGCAAGUACCCACCAACCUGACCUUGAGGAAUCUGCGGGCUCUGGGAACCCUGGCAGGGGGCAUGUCCUGUGAGUUUCUGCAGCAGAUCAACUUGAUGGCAGAUUUCCUUGAAGUGGUGCUCAUGAUCUAUCAACUGCCUACUACGGUUCGAAGAAGCCUGAGGGCCUGUAUCUGGGCAGAGCUACAGCGGAGGAUGACAAUGCCAGAGCCAGAGCCAGUAACCCUGGGGCCAGAACUGAGUGGGCUAGACACCAGGCUACUUCUGGACUUACCGAUUCGGUUGAUGGACAGACUAUCCAAUGAAUCUGUUAUGCUGGUGGUGGAGCUGGUACAAGGCGCUCCAGAGCAACUGCUGGCACUGACCCCAGUUCACCGCACAGCCCUGGCAGAGAAGGCACUACAAAAUUUGGCUCCAAAGGAGACAACAGUCUCUAAGGAAGUGCUGGAGGCAUUGGGCCCUUUGGUUGGAUUCCUGGGCAUAGAGAACACAAGACGGAUCCCCCUACAGAUCUUAUUGGCCCAUCUCAGUCAGCUGCAGGACUUCUGCCUUGGAGAGCCAUUUGCUACAGAGCUGGGACGGCUGCUGUCGCAAGAACCUGUUCUCGGGAAACCAGAAUUGUGGACCCAGGAUGAAGUAGAGCAAGCUGGACGCCUAGUGUUCACUCUGUCUACUGAGGCUAUAUCCUUGAUCCCCAGGGAGGCCUUGGGCCCAGAGUCCCUUGAACGGCUCCUAGAGAAGCAGCAGAGCUGGGAGCAGAGCAGAGUUGGGCAGCUAUGUGGAGGGCCGCAGCUCAGUCCCAAGAAAGCAGCCCUGGUAACUGGGAUUGUGCGGCCUGCUGUGGAGGAUCUACCAGAACCUGUGCCAAAUUGUGCAGAUGUACGUGGGACAUUUCCAGCAGCCUGGUCUGCAGCCCAGAUUUCAGAGAUGGAGCUGGCAGACUUUGAGGACUGCCUGGCACUAUUUUCAGGAGACACAGGACUUGGGCCUGAGGAGCUCCGGGCAGCAAUGGGCAAGGCAAAGCAGUUGUGGGGUCCUCCCCGGGUAUUCCGUCCUGAGCAGAUCUUGCAGCUGGGCCGGCUCUUAAUAGGUCUAGGAGAACGGGAACUGCAAGAGCUAAUCCUGGUGGACUGGGGAGUGCUGAGCACCCUGGGGCAGAUAGAUGGCUGGAGCUCUUCCCAGCUCCGAGUUGUGGUCUCCAGUUUCCUGCGGCAGAGUGGCCGGCACGUGAGCCACCUGGACUUCCUUCACCUGACUGCUCUGGGUUACACGCUUUGUGGACUGAGGCCCGAGGAAUUACAGCAUAUCAGCAGUUGGGAGUUUAGCCAAGCAGCUCUCUUCCUGGGCAACCUACCUCUCCAGUGCUCUGAGGAACAACUGGAGGUACUGGCCCAGCUCCUUGUGUUGCCUGGUGGUUUUGGCCCAGUCAGUAACUGGGGGCCUGAGAUCUUCACUGAGAUUGGCACAAUAGCAGCUGGGAUCCCAGAUCUGGCUCUUUCAGCAUUGCUGCAGGAACAGAUACAAGGACUUACCCCUCUGGCCAUUUCUGUCAUUCCUGCUCCUAAAUUUGCUGUGGUGUUCAGCCCCACCCAGCUAUCUAGUCUCACAAGUGUUCAGGCUGUGGCUGUCACUCCUGAGCAAAUGGCCUUUCUGAGUCCUGAGCAGCGACAAGCAGUUGCAUGGGCCCAGCAUGAAGGCAAGGAAAGCCCAGAACAGCAGGGUCGAAGUACAGCCUGGGGCCUCCAGGACUGGUCACAAUCAUCCUGGGCCCUGGCACUGACCAUCUGCUCCCUUGGCAACCUGCUAUGA